Molecule: messenger RNA, 2055 nt
Organism: Sorghum bicolor (sorghum)
Lineage: Eukaryota; Viridiplantae; Streptophyta; Magnoliopsida; Poales; Poaceae
Exons: 4
Coding region: 921-1736 (271 amino acids)
Source: RefSeq, a predicted model, not a curated record
ACAGUGAAGUUAAUACCCAAAGUUGGAGUUAUCUAUCCGCUGUUUGUUACUAAAGCUAUAUGUGAGAUUUGGCUUCUAAAACUCACAUAUGGUGCAUAUCUGGUUUUGUUCUUAAAAUCGGGUAUUACAAAAACUGGCAGCAGAAAGGUAUGUAUUUGUGUAACAGUACUUGUGUCUCAUUAUUUCCUUGGUGGUUCUGAUGGUGUAGUGGUAGUAGGUUUUAUCUUAAAGUACAUUUUCUCCCUAACUGCAUACAUAUGGAGUAGAAAUUGCAUUUUCAAAGAACAAGACAACUAGAAAGAGGGUCACUGGUACAUGGGCUCCAAAACUGGCAGCAGAAAGGUAUGUAUUUGUGUAACAGUACUUGUGUCUCAUUAUUUCCUUGGUGGUUCUGAUGGUGUAGUGGUAGUAGGUUUUAUCUUAAAGUACAUUUUCUCCCUAACUGCAUACAUAUGGAGUAGAAAUUGCAUUUUCGAUAAGUAAUAGUUACACUAAUUGAAAUGUGCAAUUUUCUUUUCCAUUGUCUGAAAUUAUCAGCAUGGUAUAAAUGGUAGAACAAUUGAUUCUGCCUUCAAAUUUGUGGAGUUUAUAAUUCGUGCUGUAUCUAAACUUGACUAUGUCUUGAAGAAAUUAUCAGAUACUAAUCCCACUUUAGAUUCUUUUGCACUACCAGGCUGCAGAUCUAAACAAAUAUUUGUAGAUGGGAUCUUCAUGAAAUCAACAUAAACUUCACGCAAUUUUGCAAUGGAAUGGUGAUGCACUCUAUACUGAAUCUAGAUUACAUGAAUAAAGAAAGGUGGAGAUGAAUUCAAGAGAAGAUUGGAUUGCACAUGAAGUACCUUGGUCACCUCUUCUGGACGGUGAGGAGUAUUUCGGGAGUCCGGAGCUCUUUGGGGACCAGCAGGAGUACGUGAACCAAGAUGCCGCCUGUCACGAGGUCUCGCCGUGCCAGCACCAGGAGCUACAUCUCUCAGUUCACGCCCCAGUCGUCCCAGCCAGUGGUGGACAUCUCCGACGACGAGACUGUCCCUAUGGAGGAAGAGGAUCCGACGAUGAUGACAGAGGUGGAUGAUGAUGAUGAAAACUGGAUGGACUCUCCUGUAGCAGCUGCACCUGUUCCACCCAUUGCACCCGCGUCACCAGCUGUUCCAGUGGCACCUGCUGCACCUACACCACCAGCUCCACCAGUUGCACCUGCUGCCCCUGCUGUACCAGAGGUGGUGCCUCUAGAUGGUCCUGAGGAAGAAGACCCAGGAUGGACUACCACUAUCCACUACAAGUAUCCUUCACUGACAGCCUACUUCCACAACUUGCUUAGGGAGAUGUUGGAUGCUUACUAUGCUGAUAAGGAGAUUGGCAUCAGGUACUGCUGUGCAGAGUACACACACCCCUAUGAGGCCACAUACUGGAGGUCGGAUCUUACCAUCACAGUGGGGAAUGAGGCACAUGACAGCUAUAUGGUAGAGAGCAUUCACGGUCACAUUGCUAGGCGAGCUGAGGCACAGGACAGCAUGGAGGACGCCGUCCAGAUGGCGUACACUCACUACCAUGGCCUUCGCUAUGAGGCCAUGACAGCAGACCAGUACAAGUUCCUCCCUCGCCAUGAUUCUACUAUUGGUACUUGGUCCAUCGAGAACCCGCAGGAGGUUGACACGCCAUUGGAUGCAACUGUUAGGCAUAUGCAUGUCCUGCAGAUGGCCAAUGAUGAUCUACAGGAGGAGCUACGUGACCAGUAGGAUUCCCUAGAUCGCUUCCAAGAGAUGGUUGACAGCCUUACAGAGCAGCUUGAGUUGCCACCGCUCUACAAGAAGAAGACCGCACCACCUAGCAUCUCCGGCGACGCACCAUAGGCCUAGGAUGCCAUAGUUGUUUUAUUUCGUAGUCCCGUUGUGUCAGUUGAGUUGAAGUGUUUGUGAACAAUUGAUGUGUCCGUUGAAUUUGUUUAUGUAUUUUCAUGAUUCGAAUCUUUGUAAUGACUGCUGGAAGGUUGUGGAUUUAUCCACAAACUUCUGUUAUCUUAAGUUUAUUGAUCGAAUGCUUAGUUGGGUUGGUAUA